AUGAACGUGAACGGUGCCAGUCCUCCAAAGCUCCAGAAGCUCAAUUCUCAGCUUUUUCUGCUUGAACCUGGGGGACACGUCCCGGAUUCUUCACCAAACCCUGCAGUUGUACUUGUUUUCAGUUGGAUGGAUGCAAGUCUGAAGAAUGUCCAAAAGUAUAGCGACAAGCUAGCCUCUCUAUUCCCAACCUCGAAGAUCAUCUUGAGCAUGAUGACGUCGGACUUCUAUUGGGCGUCUCAACGUUCUAGGGAGGAAUCGAUACGACCCAUACUCUCUGUCCUUCGUUGGGAACAUGAACAUGGUACUCUUCGUCGAGGAAUCUUCCUCCACAUGAUGUCCAACGCCGGAGGCAUCCAGCUUGCCGUUCUUCGCAAACUACUCGCUCAAUCCCCCUUAACCCUGGAUUACCACCCACCCGUCGCCCUCUCACUCGACUCCCUGCCAGGAGACAACGGUCUCGAGUCCGCCCUACUCUCCUUCGCACCCCAAAAUCCUAUCUUCCGCUUCCUAUCCUUGCCAUUCCUCACCACCCUCUACGGCAUCUUCUACGCCUUCAGCCGUUUGCGCGGCGACCGCCCACUCUUCGCAGAGAUACGCGAGGCCGUUGCGGCUGCUGACACCCUGCCAUCCAUCACCGAGGCUCCUGUUCCCGGCACCACGAGCUCUGUGCCGAGAUUGUAUGUGUACUCAGAGGCAGAUAGAGUGGUGUUGGCGAAGCAUGUCAAACGGGCCAUCGAAGAGGCGAUCGAGAAAGGCUAUGAUGUGCGCGUGGAGAGGUUUGAGAAGAGCGCUCACGUCGCACAUGCGAGAGCAGAUCCGGAGAGAUACUGGAAGGCUGUGGAGGAACUUUGGGUACGGGCUACACGGGAGAGUGACGGAAAACGCGAUGUGCGGUUGUAA
Cyclocybe aegerita is the source of this 900-nucleotide messenger RNA. The record is from the annotation of a GenBank genome assembly. NCBI's taxonomy places the organism in Eukaryota, Fungi, Basidiomycota, Agaricomycetes, Agaricales, Hemipholiotaceae.